UUCUAUAGCUACAUUUCUUCCUUCCAGCGUCAAUCAUCUCCAAUUCAUUCACACUCUUCACCAUGCCUCCCCUCUACAUCCUACUUGGGCUUCUCCUCUUUUCUUCCUUGCACACUCCUUCAUGUUUCUCUGCAGCUGCAAAUGAUACGCUCACAGCAGGCCAAGCGCUCGCUGUGGGCGACAAGCUCGUCUCAAGAAACGGCAAGUUUGUGCUUGGCUUCUUCCAGCCAGCUGCAAGCAUCACCAGUAAGUCCGACAACACCAUCUCCCCCAACUCCAACUGGUACCUUGGCAUAUGGUUCAACAAGAUCCCAGUUUUCACAACUGUGUGGGUUGCUAACAGAGACGAGCCAAUUACUGACUCCAAGCUCAACCUAACACAGCUCAAAAUCUCAACCAAUGGUAAUCUUGCCAUCGUAACCCAUGCCGGUACUGAAUCCUUAAUCUGGUCCACUCACAUUGCCAAUAGGACACAAACCAGCAUAAACGCCAAUAGUGCCGUUCUCUUGAACAGUGGGAACCUUGCCCUCUUCGUAGAAAGCCCAUCAUCGAAGGUACCGUUGUGGCAGAGCUUCGAUUACCCAGCAGAUGUUGCCCUCUCUGGUUCCAAGUUUGGCCGGAACAAGGUCACCAAUCUGAAUCGCCAGCUCAUCUCAAAGAAGAGCCUAAUCGAUCCGGGCCUCGGCUCAUACAGCAUGAGACUAGGCCUUGGUGGGAUGGUCCUCCAGCGCAUCAACCCCUCCAUUGUGUACUGGUCUUGGGCAUCCGGAACAUCAACAUCCAAGCUUAUACCAAUACUUGAGGCAAUUUUGGAAACUGAUCCACGGACCAAAGGUUUGUUUGACCUAACAUAUGUUGAUAACAAUGUAGAAGAAUACUACAUGUACACUUUACCGGAUGAUACAUAUUCCGUAUUUAUACAACUAGACAUCUCUGGUCAGAUCAAGCUGAAUAUUUGGUCUGAAACCAAACAGUCCUGGCAAAACUUACAUACUCAACCUGUUGAUCCCUGCAGUCCGCCUGCUACCUGCGGACCUUUCACAGUCUGCAACAACAAAGCAAGUGCAUCCUGUUCCUGUAUGGAGAGCUUUUCUCAGAAGUCGACACAUGAUUGGGAGUUUGAUGAUCGAACAGGAGGAUGCAUCAGAGAUAAUCCCUUACAUUGCACCGGUAAAGGAAACACCACAAGUUCAACAGACAUGUUCCACCCAAUUGCUAAGGUUCAAUUGCCCAUCAGCCGGCAAAGCAUAGACGUUGCCACCACUCAGAGCAAAUGUGAAGAAGCUUGUCUCAACUCCUGCAUCUGCACUGCGUAUUCCUACAACAACAGCAGAUGCUCUGUCUGGCACGGGGAAUUGUUCAGUGUAAACCUGAAUGAUGGCGUUGGCAUUACUUCUGAAGAUGCUCUUUACCUCCGCCUUGCCGCCAAAGAUUUGCCAAAUCUAAGAAACAGAAGAAAACCAAACAAUGGAUUUGUUAUUGCUGCAAGCGCUAUUAGUUUAGGAAUGAUAAUAAUGCUCAUGCUGUUGAUAGUGAUUUGGAGGAACAAAUUCAAGUGCUGUGGUUCACCAUCAUAUGACAAUCAAGGAAGUGGUGGGGUUAUAGCCUUUAGAUAUGCUGAUUUAGUUCAUGCUACUAAAAACUUCUCCGAAAAGCUGGGAGCAGGUGGUUUUGGUUCUGUAUACAAGGGAGUAUUACGUGACUCGACUACUAUAGCAGUGAAAAGGCUUGAUGGUGCCCGUCAGGGAGAGAAGCAGUUCAGGGCGGAGGUGAGCUCAAUUGGACUCAUCCAACAUAUCAACCUAGUCAAAUUGAUUGGUUUCUGCUGCGAAGGUGAUAAAAGGCUGCUUGUGUAUGAAAACAUGGUAAAUGGAUCUCUCGAUGCUCACCUAUUUGAGAGCAAUGCUGCUGUCCUGAAUUGGAACACCAGGUAUCAAAUAGCCCUAGGAGUUGCUAGAGGAUUGUCCUACCUGCAUCAGAGUUGCCACAAAUGUAUCAUACAUUGUGAUAUUAAGCCAGAAAACAUACUUCUCGAUGCAUCAUUUGUUCCUAAAGUUGCAGACUUUGGGUUGGCAGCAUUUGUGGGAAGGGAUUUUAGCCGUGUCCUGACUACAUUCAGAGGAACUGCAGGCUAUCUUGCCCCAGAGUGGCUUAGCGGAGUUGCUAUUACUCCAAAAAUUGAUGUUUACAGCUUUGGCCUGGUACUGUUGGAAAUCAUAUCAGGAAGAAGGAACUCCCGUGAAUCAUACAGUAGCAGCAAUUAUCAUAUGGAAUAUUUCCCAGUGUUAGCCAUCACCAAGCUUCACGAGGGAGAUGUGCUGAGUUUGGUGGAUCCACAAUUACAUGGAGACAUCAAUUUGGAACAGGCUGAAAGGGCUUGCAAAGUUGCAUGUUGGUGCAUCCAAGAUAAUGAGUUUGAUCGGCCGACGAUGCUUGAAGUGGUCCGGGUUCUUGAGGGUCCACAGGAGAUUGAUAUGCCCCCGAUGCCAAGACUACUUGCAGCUAUAACAGAACGCUCAGAUGCAACUUCAAUGUAAUAAUUCACAGAAAAAGGUUAUUCAUAUGGUUAACAUUGGAUCUACAAGUGGUCCUAGCUUCUCUCGGAGGCGCAGCAUGCACCUAUGGAUUCUGGCUGCAGCUAACUUGAGAUGGUUGCUUGGGCACUUUACACCCAGGGUGGCUGGCAGCUUUCUAGAAGAAUUCAUGAUGCAUAAACACCUUGUUUUAGUUUUUUUCCGCUUGCUGAUUUUUAUGUACACCCUGUGUGAUCCAUGAGAUGUAAACUUUGAAUUCUGAAACUUUGCAAUAAAUCGGCUGUGUGCAUCAAUUGGUG
Molecule: messenger RNA, 2833 nt
Organism: Lolium perenne
Lineage: Eukaryota; Viridiplantae; Streptophyta; Magnoliopsida; Poales; Poaceae
Product: G-type lectin S-receptor-like serine/threonine-protein kinase At2g19130
Biological process (GO): recognition of pollen; protein phosphorylation
Molecular function (GO): ATP binding; protein serine/threonine kinase activity
Source: RefSeq, a predicted model, not a curated record